AUGUCUGCAUCAAAGGCCCCAGCUGUGCCACAGGUAAUCGACGAGACUGCAGCGUCUCCUCUUGCGCCUAUGUCGGGUGCUGCACCUCGAUCUUUUUCACGACCAGCAACUGCGAAUAAUCAGACCUAUCCUACACCUCACGACGCUACCAACCCUGCGCCAGGUGCUCCCACUACAGCGACAAUGCCGGCACCAAAUGCGACAGCCCCACAAGCCACCACAACCGAAGAACGCCUCACCUACAACGACCACCUCAACGCCAGCGACCGAAACUGGAAGUUUAAACUCGGCCUCCAAGCCAUCCUCCUCAUAACCAGCAUCAUCGGCAUCGGCUGCUUCACCUGGAUAAUAACGACCCGCCCGCUUGACUCCUACUACAGCAGCGAAUCCUACUGGUCCAUCUUCCCCAGCUUGAUAACCUGGAGUGUGUCCAUACUCUGGGUCUUGACGUGUAUCCUCGUCUUCCUCUUGUGCAAACGCCCCGUGCAUCCCGGCCUACGCGUCGCCAUCGACCUCAUCCUCUGGCUGUCCUUUAUCAUCACUGCCAUGUUUGCGCUGUUGGCCCUGCGGUCGACGCUCGAUUGGGGUGUUUACGGCGGGCCGGACGGGUGGAUGUAUGAUUACAGUUCUGGAUCGAACGGUGGAGGCGACUACGUCCUCGCAGCUAACAAUACAUGGGUCUGGCAGCAAGACACCAGUUACAUCACCGCACCGCGCGACUGCACCGGUUCACAAAGCCUCUACACCGACCUGCAUUUCGCCAACUGCGAACAGCAAGACGCGUAUGUGAAUAGGCUUUGGGCGGAGAAACCCACGCGCGCUAAUGUGCUGCUUACGGGCGUCGUGUGUCAGUUUUUCGGCCUCGUGCUGCAUUUUGCACUGUUUGUUUGGGCGUGUGUGGAUACGCAUCAGAGGAGGAGGGGGAGGGUGGGCAGGGAUGCGGAGAAGCUGGCGGCCGGGAUCGUGCAGAAGAUGAUUGAGAAUGGGGCGGUUGUGCCGCCGCCGGGGGCUGGGAGGGGGCAGGCGGUAUAUGUGCAGCAGGGUGGGGGUAUGAUGCAGCAGCAGCAGCAGUUUGGGGGCCAGCAGUUUGGAGGUCAACAGCCGCAAAUGGGUAUGAUGUCUGGGCAGUAUCAGAUGCCUGUGGCGAUGAGGCAUCCGGGGAUGGAGGGGGCUGGUGUUGGUGCUGUGGGAAUGGGUAAUGAGAAGAGUGGUGGAAUGCGGUAUGCAUGA
This is a messenger RNA of Pyrenophora tritici-repentis Pt-1C-BFP, 1230 nucleotides long. RefSeq names its product Atrophin-1 multi-domain protein. The record is from RefSeq and is a predicted model, not a curated record. NCBI's taxonomy places the organism in Eukaryota, Fungi, Ascomycota, Dothideomycetes, Pleosporales, Pleosporaceae.